GCUCCCCGCCCCCCUCGCCAAGAACUGGCCGUGAUUGGUUCAGCCGCCCGGCUCCUCCCCUCCGCGCGCUCCGAUUGGUCGCGGCCAGACAGUUGAGCCGUUGACGGUUGAAGCUUUGAAAGCGCCGGGGCGCCGCGGGCAGGAGUGGUCACCUCCGGGCCCGCCCGCCUCCUAUUGGCUCUCCCCAGCGUAAGCCCCGCCUUUUUCUCACAGCCCCGCCCCACGCCGCCAUGGCGGGCGCUUCGCCGCCAUUUCAGGGUCUGCCCUGAGGGGCGCCGGGCCCGGCCAUGGCCCCCCACCCCGAGGGGCUGCGCUGGUACCAGAUCCCCCUCUCCUCCGCCCGCAUACCCCGCUCGGGGCUCUUCAGCUAUGGCUUCCAGGCCAGCCUCCAGCGCUACCAGCAGCUCCGUGCCCUCAAGAACCUCCGGGUGGGCCGCCCCGUCGCCCCGCCGCCCCCCGGCCUGUUGGAGCCCUGGCCCCCCGGCCCCCCGCCCGCCAACAGCCCUCCCCGGGUCUCCCACCGCCCACGGGGCGCCGGCAGGGCACGAGUCCCCUGGCACCCCAAGGCAGGGACCUGGUCACCCCUGCAUUGUCCCCACAGCCCCCAUGCCCCAAGGAGGCUGGGGGAGGCUUGGUCACCCCUGCAUUGUCCCCAUGGCCCUCCCCCUGCCCCAAGGGGGCCCCCGGUCACCCCCACAUUGUCCCCACGGCUCUCCCUGAGCCCCAAGGGGAUCUGUGGUGACCCCUGUGCUGUCCCCACAGCUCCCCGGCGCCCCAAGAAGUCUCCUGGCACUAGGAAACGGGUGAGCAGAGGGCAGCAGCCUCCUGGCUCCCCUCAGCCCCAUGCCAACCGGCAGGAUGCGGCCAGCCAGGGCUCCCCAGGAUGCCGGGUGGCACCGGACAGUUCCGGGCAUGUCCCGGUGCUGCCAGAGGCAGCUGGGAGGUCCCUGGGCGGUGAGGCCAACCAUGGCCAGCGCCCUGCAGCUGGGACAGUGCCGCAGCAGGCAGGCAGGAGCUUUGGGGGGCAACUGCCAGGCACGACGGGGGGGACGGUGUCCCCCACAGACAGCGAGGACGAUGACCUGAUCCCACUGAAGGAUAUGCUGCUAGCAGGGGACGAGCCCCUGAGCUCUGCAGACCACCAGCAGGUUGUGUGCCCACAGCCGGAUCCGCUUGCCAACAGCCUGGAUUCACUGAUCCGGGAGAAGAGGGAGCAGAGCCAGGCAGCCAUGCUGCAGGCCAGCCUGGCCUGGGUGCACGUGGAUGACGCCAGUGCCUCCGAGUCCCCGGACGAGGACACCCAGCUGCCCGAGGAGUACAGGGAUCUCCUGGCCCGCUUCACCACGAAACCCAGAUUCAUCCCCGCCGUCCACCCCGGGGAACCCGUCUUCUGCGCCCACCCGGCACCGGCACCCACCCUGGACACCCAGGGGCUGCAGCCUCAGAGCGUGUUGGAGAGGUUCUUCCUCUGCAACUCGCCUGCCUGCCAGGCAGCUUUUGUCCGCAACGGGGGCCUCAGCCUGCUCUACCGCUGCGCACCCACCUGCCCGCUGCCCGUCCUGCGCUGGCUCUUCCAGCUGAUGACCCUCUGCCCGGACACGACCAACGCUUCCCAGGCGCUGUGGGAGAUCUGGCUGACCACCGGGGGCGAGCCCUGGUGUCCCACGGUGCAGGAGAUCGGUUGGGCUAUCGCCCGUCUCGGCGCUGACCUGAGUCCCCUGCGCCGCCAGCGCCUGGUGCCCCCUGAGCUGUGCCCCACGGAGAGGAGGAACCUGGAUCCAUCCUGCUCCCCGAGACAGGCGAGCCCCGAUGCCACCAGCACGCUGGCCCUGGUGACGCAGCUCGGUGACAUCUGCAAGUUCUUGGCGCUGUGCCUGGUCACCCAGCCGUGCCGCUACGCCGACAGUGCCCGCCUGGCUCUCGUCACCCUCCUCUCCUUCCUCGGCCUCGACCGGGCGCUGCGCUGCCAGCCCCUGCCCGAACUGCAGCAUCUCCUGCACUGCCUGCUGGAGGGCAUCCGGGACUGGCAGGAGCAGCUGCCUGCCCUCUGCCUGUCCCUCUGCCAGCUUUCUCGGCACCACCACAACCUGGUUGCCCUCAUGCGGCUGCUGCCGGACCUCACGAGCAGGGGCAGGUACGUCCCUGCCCGCAGCGCCGCAACCGGGUGGGAUGCCAAGCAGAGCUGGCAGCGAUGGCCUGCCAGGCGUCCCGUGCCACCCGCGCCCCGCGGAUUGGUGACGGGGAGCCCGGCGGGAGCUGGCACGGCCCCGCGGCACCGUGCCAGGGCCGGGCGGGCUGGGAUGCGUCUGCCUCUAAUUCCUUUAUUCCAGACGGUUGCGCAGGCACAAAGCGGGCAGGAUCCGGCUGCCGGCACCACCGCCCCUCGCCACGGGUGUCCGGAGGGCACCGGGGUGACGCCGGCGCUGCGUGGACGGCACCGUGGGAUGGCGGUGACGGGCGCAGAGGCGGGCACGGGCACGCGGGCACGUGCCGGACCCUCCCUCACACUCUUCCCCUUCUUCCCAGGGAGCCGCCGGCACCUGAGCCUUCAUGCCAUGGCCCGGCUGCUGAGGGAGCCGCCGUGCACCGUGCCGCCCCCCGGGGCGCACGCAGAGCUGCAGGUGCUGGGCCGGUUCCUGGUGCUGGCGCAGCCGGAUACCCUGCGACGUCUGGUGCUCGCCGGGGGCCUGGAGGAGCCGGAGGACGCUGACCAGGAGGCUUGCUACCUGAGCUACAGCCUCCUCCUCCUCGCCAGCAACGUGGUGGGCUCCGAGCACCCGCCGGCCGAGCAGCGGGGUCACCUGGAGCAGCUCUGCGCCCAGCUGGACCGGCAUUUUGGGAGGGGGCUGCGCGAGGGCAGCGGGCUCCUCUUCCGAACCCAGCUCAAGGGCCUGGCCGCCCUCCUCUACGUCAAGUGGCAGGAGAUGCUGGCCUAGGGCUGGGGGGUCCCGGGGUCCCCCGGGG
Messenger RNA from Harpia harpyja (harpy eagle), 2964 nucleotides. RefSeq names its product family with sequence similarity 178 member B (gene FAM178B). Lineage: Eukaryota; Metazoa; Chordata; Aves; Accipitriformes; Accipitridae. The record is from RefSeq and is a predicted model, not a curated record.